Carya illinoinensis is the source of this 2117-nucleotide messenger RNA. Its product is annotated as purple acid phosphatase 15-like. The transcript is spliced from 9 exons. The coding region runs from base 261 to 1877 and encodes 538 amino acids. Gene Ontology annotation, molecular function: acid phosphatase activity; metal ion binding. The record is from RefSeq and is a predicted model, not a curated record. Lineage: Eukaryota; Viridiplantae; Streptophyta; Magnoliopsida; Fagales; Juglandaceae.
GAAAAUGAGCGGCCUUGUCUUAUUUCCUGCUUCACUAACAAACCGGUUGACAAUUAUACCAGCCUUGCAGGCUAACCGGUGAUUACAGUCAGAUCACAAAAUAAAUCCUCCGGCAAGCAAGCUUCUCUCUCUCUCCCUCUCUCUCUGUAUAGCUCGGCUUAGCAUUGUUAAUCCUCGAAAACCAAUUGUCCUCCCCAUUCUCUUGCUUAUUCCUUUUGGGCCAGAACUGAGCUCCCUGUCUCUCUGUUUAGAACUGCACUAUGGGUUUGGUCUCAAGCUCCGCAAUGGAACUUCUUUUGCUGCUUUCACUAAGCUUCAUAUUCGUUAAUGGUGGUGUCCCGACAACACUUGACGGACCCUUCGUGCCUGUCACUGUCCCUCUUGACAAAAGCUUCCGUGGUAAUGCUGUGGACUUGCCAGAUACGGAUCCCCGAGUCCAAAGAAUUGUUGAAGGAUUUGCGCCUGAGCAAAUCUCAGUAUCACUCUCUGCAACCUAUGACUCUGUAUGGGUCUCUUGGAUCACAGGUGAAUUCCAAAUUGGGGACAACAUAACACCGCUAGAUCCUGGAACUACAGCAAGUGUUGUUCAGUAUGGAAUGUAUGGACUGCCAAUAACUCAUGAAGCAAUGGGCUAUUCUCUUAUUUACAAUCAGCUUUAUCCUUUUGAAGGUCUUCAGAACUAUACUUCUGGAAUUAUACAUCAUGUUCGCCUCACAGGGUUGAAACCCAACACACUAUAUCAGUAUCAGUGUGGAGAUCCUUCUAUACCAGCAAUGAGUGAUGUAUACUAUUUCAGGACUAUGCCAGUUUCUGGACCCAAGAGUUACCCCAGCAGAAUAGCAGUGGUGGGGGACCUUGGUCUUACAUACAAUACCACAUCCACAGUCGGCCACCUGAUGAGUAACCACCCUGAUCUUGUUCUACUGGUGGGGGAUGUUAGUUAUGCUAACAUGUAUCUCACAAAUGGAACUGGGACUGAUUGCUACUCUUGUUCCUUUCCGCAAACUCCCAUUCAUGAAACUUAUCAGCCCCGUUGGGAUUACUGGGGAAGGUACAUGCAGCCUAUCACAUCUAAAGUUCCCAUAAUGGUGGUAGAAGGGAACCAUGAAAUAGAACAACAGGCUGAAAAUCAGACUUUUGUUUCUUACAGUUCAAGAUUUGCAUUCCCAUCUGAAGAGAGCGGAUCGUCAUCCACAUUGUACUAUUCUUUCAGUGCAGGUGGCAUACAUUUUAUCAUGCUUGGUGCCUAUGUAUCCUAUGAUAAAUCAGCGGAUCAAUACAAGUGGUUGGAAAGGGACCUAACUUUUGUUGACAGAGAAGUGACUCCAUGGUUGGUAGCUGCAUGGCACCCACCUUGGUACAGCACCUACAAGGCGCAUUACAGAGAAGCAGAGUGCAUGAGGGUAGAGAUGGAAGACUUGCUGUAUGAGUAUGGUGUUGACAUUGUCUUCAAUGGACAUGUUCAUGCCUAUGAGAGGACAAAUCGGGUGUAUAACUACACUCUAGAUCCAUGUGGUGCCGUUUAUAUUACAGUUGGUGAUGGGGGUAAUCGGGAGAAGAUGGCAAUUGCACAUGCUGAUGAAGCUGGCAACUGCCCAGAACCAUCUACGACACCAGAUGAAUAUAUGGGUGGAUUCUGUGCGUUCAAUUUCACAUCAGGCCCUGCAGCUGGUAAGUUCUGUUGGGACCAGCAGCCUGAUUAUAGUGCGUACAGAGAAAGUAGCUUUGGCCAUGGGAUUCUAGAGGUGAAAAAUGAGACUCAUGCUUUGUGGACUUGGCACCGUAAUCAGGAUAUGUACAACAACGCUGGAGAUCAGAUAUACAUUGUAAGGCAGCCUGAUAGGUGCCUGGUUGAACCCAAGGUUCCUAAGUGCUGAAAUCAGAAAGAAGUACGAAAGCAUAGAGAUAACCUUGGACUGUGGAGCAGAGGGGAGCGUUAUUUUAAAAAUGAAUUGAAGGUGCAAUUGGUUAACAUCAUUUUGCAUUCUCAACACAAUCUAUGGAUGAAAGGCAACAUAGAAGUAUGAUAAAAUAUUUUUUGUAAUCUUAAAAGAGAUUGUAAUUCAGUGAAACAUGCGAACCAAUAUUCACAGAAAGGCUGCUCUGGUUUCUUUGCA